Messenger RNA from Cotesia glomerata, 421 nucleotides. RefSeq lists its product as uncharacterized. Lineage: Eukaryota; Metazoa; Arthropoda; Insecta; Hymenoptera; Braconidae. The record is from RefSeq and is a predicted model, not a curated record. The transcript is spliced from 2 exons. The coding region runs from base 24 to 326 and encodes 100 amino acids.
UCAAUGCGUGCAAUGCAACUCGAAUGUCAACACGAGCCAGAAGAAUAAUUUUAAAUUUAUGGCCGGUAGAGCGUCGUCGUAAACUUAUUCUUCGCGCUAAUGUAAAAAGACCUGAUUGGGAGAUAGUAAAAGACAAGGAUGUUUUGCAAAUAAUCGAUAUAUGUAUGGAAAUGCAGAAAAUUAAAAAACUAGAUAAUCACAACGAGAAUAAUGCGAGAAUUAAUAUGCCACGAUGGAUAAGCAACACAGUAAAAAACAUUCGAUCAUUAGACAACCAAGCAAAUAAAGAAUCUACACCAGUAAUUGAAACAGAAAAAAGUCCAUAAAUAAAAAGAAUAUUAUGUACAACUGUAACUAACUUAUUCAGGUGUUUUUUUAAAGAUUAGAAAAAAAAAAAAAAACAAAAAAAAACGUUAUUUUC